This is a messenger RNA of Vicia villosa (hairy vetch), 1707 nucleotides long. RefSeq lists its product as uncharacterized. The transcript has 3 exons. NCBI's taxonomy places the organism in Eukaryota, Viridiplantae, Streptophyta, Magnoliopsida, Fabales, Fabaceae. The coding region runs from base 184 to 1404 and encodes 406 amino acids. The record is from RefSeq and is a predicted model, not a curated record.
UUUUCAGAAAAAAGAUAAAAACUUAAAACCCUAAAAACACAGUCGCUCAUAAACCCUCCCCCUCUGUACCUCCUUCCGGCGCAGCAGUUUGCCGUCGACAUCAAUCUCCGGCGAACUCUCAUUUGCUUCAAACAACCGUUCUCUUUGCGAAACUGAAUUUUAUCAUUGUUUGCAAUUUCAAUCAUGACAACUUUACUGGAACUCAUUAAGGAUGCGUCUGUUAAUUCCAAAUCACUUGAUUUACAUUCGGAUUAUCCGGUUGUUCUCAAUCCGGAUCAGAUUUUUUCUAAUUUGAAGUCUGAACUUAAAGAUGAUUCUUCUUCGUACCCUAUUAAACCCGUUAUUGGAUGGAAAAUUUCUAAAACUGAUAACGAAAUCAUUGAGAUCAACAAAAAAUUUAUGGAGGAGCUGAAAAGGAAGGUUAAGAGCACGAAUAAUUUGAAAAAGGAUGAGUUUAUUGGUAGUUUGAUUUCAUUUCUUGAAAACAUUAGGAAGAAAGUUGGGGUUUUGAUUGAGACCGGUGAUUCCUCUGGUAGUGCUUAUUGCAAGAUUUUGAUUCAUAAACUUGGAUCUUUCAUUGGUAAAGAUGUUGCUGGUCUGGUUUUGGAUGGGUGUGUUUUGUUGGAGAUAUGGGAAUUGGUUGAACCUUUGAUUAUUAAUGGUGUUAUUGUGAAUUCGUGUUAUUCAAACCUGGUUGUUAAGCUGGUGGAAAAAAAGAGGUCUGAUUUGAUCUGUUUGUGUUGUAUGCAUGCAAGUGAUCUCGGUACGUUGGAAAUAUUCUCCAUUUUGAGGUAUUUUCUUUCUCCGUCUAAAGAUGCUUAUGAUUCUAUGGUAUCUAUAAAGAAGGAGUGGGAGAAUCAAACAUUGUUUGCCAUUGAGACAGCCAGUAACAGCAACCUCGAGCGGAAGAUUUCGCUUGUUGCGAAGGAGGCUUCUAUUUUAUUUAUGAUGGCAUACGAUGGUUUCUCUGCCCCUGAACUUUGUUUGCAUUACUUGGUUUCAUCACCAAACAUCAACAAUGCAAUGUCAUCCCCUGCAUUCAGUAAGUUGAAUGGCAAAGAGUUGUUGAACUUGAUUCGCUAUUUAGCAAAGUGGUUUAAGAAAUAUGAGAGGUUUACUCAAUCUGGUCCAUGUCCGAAAGCCCCAUCAGUUUUAGGUUUGGAUGCAUACCAUUGGAUUCCUAAACUUGAAGAUGUUGUAAAAUGCCUUGGUUUUGUGCUUGAUGAGAAUUUUUCUUCAUUGGUGUUACACCCACAGUUUCAUGAGGAGUUAAGAUCAAUUGAAGGACUGGUUAGUUGUUUGACAGGUGAAGCCAAAGUUUGUAACAUGCUGACUGCUGUAACCGAAAAACUAAAGAUCGAAGUAACCCGAGGAAGUAAGUUCCUUCCAAAGGGGACAAAGUGAUUUAAACAUUUACUCAUGUACGACUAGUUAUUCUACGUCUGAAGACUGCAAAUUAAAAGAAGAGAGAAUAUCUACGAUUGAGCAGGUAAACUUGCCAUUUAUAUAUGUGGCGAUGGGAGAGCUCAAUCAUGUGUAAUAGAAAAACAAAUUGUGAUGAUCUGGUAGUGGUUUGAACCCGAGCUGACAGGCUGAACUAUAUAUGUAACCGUUCCUAUUGCAAUUUUGUUCACUAUGACAAAACUUUAUUUGACUUUUGUUUCCUUCAGUUUCUCUUUUGAUAUCUUAAUUUUUGGUUGGUUUUUA